Messenger RNA from Polyodon spathula (Mississippi paddlefish), 1956 nucleotides. RefSeq names its product Krueppel-like factor 15. The transcript has 4 exons. The coding region runs from base 561 to 1835 and encodes 424 amino acids. Gene Ontology annotation, biological process: regulation of transcription by RNA polymerase II. Gene Ontology annotation, molecular function: RNA polymerase II cis-regulatory region sequence-specific DNA binding; DNA-binding transcription factor activity, RNA polymerase II-specific. The record is from RefSeq and is a predicted model, not a curated record. Lineage: Eukaryota; Metazoa; Chordata; Actinopteri; Acipenseriformes; Polyodontidae.
AAACGUCAUCCCAAGACUUCGGCUGAGCCGCCGAGUAAAGACAGCCAAUGAGCGCAAAGCUAUCAAGUCGAGCCUUCACUCGGCGAGCCAAUAGGAGCGUUAGAAUAGAUUGCGAGCCCCCGGGUUGAGUCUUGAGACCUGGCUGGAGAGAUUCUGCCGGCAUGGAUCGAGAGGCACCGAGCGAAGCGUGUGGGAAGGUGACCGCAGCUGCACUAAAUCAACGCUUUGACUAACUUUGAUGAGCGCCUGCUUGAAGGAAUUAAAGGACGUACAGAUCGCAGGCAAGGGUCUGAAAGUAAUUUGACAGAGAAUCUAGUUGGCGUUGUGUGAUUGACAGCUGUGACGUCUGUUCGGAGUGUCUAUGAUUUCUGGCUGAGCGCCAGGUGGAGUAUCCGGCCAAUCACUGAAGAGGGAAGAGACACUAUCAAUUUACAAACGAGAAGCGCACAGCUAGUCACAUGGCAGUCGGUGUGUCUUGUUUUAUAUGGGUUAUGCUCUCGUUGUCUGGUGGACGGGAUUAGGUUGAGAUAACUACUCCAGGACAUGCGGCGUGUGUGCUGAUGAGCUCAGCUGGAUUACUGGGAUUAUUAACCUUUUUAUCAUCAGCCCUUUUAACCUCCAGACAGCACUCGCAAGCUCGCAAACGCUGUGGACAAAACCAAAUGGUCUCUGUAAGCCACGAGCAAGUGUUCCCCGUCAACUCGGAUGCGCUGACCGCAUCGGCUGCAGCUGCAUGUGAGAACACCACGCUGCCUUUCCGAGCCGUGGCGCCCUCUGUCUGUGGGGAGGAGGAGGGUUACGAGAGCAGCGACUCCACCAGCUCGGCGUCCUGCUCAAGCCCUGGGUCCCGGGACACUGGCAGCCUGAGCUGCAGCCCGCUGCAGGACAGCGACGUGCUGGGGCUCCUCCUCUCCUCCGUGCUGAACCAAGAUGGGAGCCCCCAGCAGCAGGACCAGCAGUUCAGGCUGCCAGACUUUUACUCCAGCCUCCCCAGUGAGUUUUCUCCCACCCUGGAGGAGAUCGAGGAGUUCUUGAAGGAGAAGAUGGAGCCCGUCAAGCAGGGGCCCUCGGAGCCGGAGGUGAAGCAGGAUGCUGGUUCGCCAGUGGAAACUUCACCCGCCAACCCAGAAGAAGGGGCAACACUGGCGUCGCCCUGCAAUGCCCCAGGCACUACCACAACUGCCCCAGCCUCCCCGGCCAUUGUGGUCUCCUCAGCCCCGAUGGAAAGCAUGUCCCUAUUGUUCCAACUUCAGCCUUUACAGCUUGCCACUCCUACUGGGCACCAGGCUUCACGAACUAGCCAGGGUAGCCUCCAAGUUGCCCAUUUGGUGAUCAGCGUCCAGAGUGCCCCAAACGUGACUCUGUUCCCUCAGACGGUGGCUGUGUCGCCCACUCGGGCAGCUGCUGGCGGUGGCACCACAGACCAAAAGUACGUGAAGAUCGCCCCCUUGCCCAUCGCGGUGAGAGCAGUGGGCACGGGUGCCAGCCUCUUCAAAGCCGCACCCCUCAGGACUAGCAAAGCUUCCCCGGAGAGGAUGCGAGUCCACAAGUGCCCGCACCCCGGCUGUGAGAAGAUGUACACAAAGAGCAGCCACCUCAAGGCACACUUCCGACGGCACACGGGAGAGAAACCGUACACCUGCAGCUGGCAAGGCUGCGGCUGGAGGUUUUCACGCUCAGACGAGCUGUCCCGUCACCGGCGCUCCCACUCCGGGAUCAAGCCCUACCAGUGUGACCUGUGUGAGAAGAAGUUUGCCCGGAGCGAUCACUUAUCGAAACACACCAAGGUGCACCGCAGCCACAGGACCGGCCGACUGUGCAGAGCCACCAGCUAGCCCGCACACUCCGGAGACAAGAAGGGUUAACAACGGGAGCACUUGCAUGCUCAGCUCUUCUGCGCUUCGUUACCCAGAUACAGGACAGCCGCGUUUUACCGCUCUUGUGUUAAGAAUAAAA